AUGUAUCCAUGUACAGAGCGAGGUUGCUCCCGUGCGUACAAGAGGCCGGAGCAUUUGAGUCGGCAUCGCCUCAAUCGUAAGUUGACCCUUGAGAGAGACCGUCGAUGGGAAACAAGCUUGAAACAAUAUGGUAUCUUGAGUAUGCAUGUCGUUAAUCGCCGUGUUGAGUGUUUAGACCAACCACGCAAAAUCCACACAUGCUCUGUCUGUCACAAGGAUUUCGUCCGCCUGGACCUCAUGCAGAGACAUACGCGACGGCAUGACCGUGGCAUGAUAUAUCGCAACUCCGGGGGCUUCUCAAAUCGUGAUGCGGUGGGUGACAUUAGCAAAAGCCUGCCACCAAGUGACUCUGUUAGAGUCUCACCAGCGGUGGAGCUGCGCGGGCAAGGUGAUAUAGCCCCCAAUGAGUUACACCCGGAACAAGUCAUGAAUUCCCCAGCUUUCGAGAGUGUAGACGUGGAGUCAGCUGAAGUUACUGCAUCCGACCUGAAUGAUCCUCUUCUUGUCCAUCAAGUGCAGGUACAGCAACAUGUUGCUGUUCAACCGAUGGAGAGACUGGGUGUGGAACAUCUUUCCUUCUUCGACGAGUCCAAUGAUGCCACCAGCUUGAUGCAAGAUUUGGAUUGGUUAUUUGACGCGAGCUCUUGGGAUGGGUCCGGCGAAGUGGACGGCAUCAACCUGCGUUCCCCCGCAGAUGCCCCAACAACUUCCCCUGUCUCAGAUGCAUCUGUGGGGAGAGACAUAACAUCCCAGCUUGAGAAUACAUACAGGCUGCCUCGUGAGAGGAUUCUGUCCUCUCUGUCAUAUCUUCCCCAAGAAGUACUGACCUCGUCUUUUUUUGAAAGUAAGAACUUGGAACAAUUCAUGCUGAGCUAUUGGGAAAACUACAACGCUCACUUCUUUCUACUUCAUCAACCUACGUUCUGUGUGCAAGAUGCCCCACCUCUAUUGCUCGUAGCAAUCCUGACGCUUGGGGCCACACUCUCACCGGAUGAGGAGCAUUAUCGAGUAGCGGAAAGAAUCCAUCAGAAUCUGCGGUGGCUAAUCUUUACUAGUCCGAGUUUCCAAGUACCCGCGCCUUUAUGGGUGAUUCGGGCGUUAUUGAUGGUUCAGGCAUAUGAGAAGAUGUUCUCAACGAGGAAAUUGCAUGAGAUGUCCCAUAUUUUCCAUUACUCUGUUAUUACGGCGAAAGCUUAUGCGGCGAGGUAG
Molecule: messenger RNA, 1209 nt
Organism: Clonostachys rhizophaga
Lineage: Eukaryota; Fungi; Ascomycota; Sordariomycetes; Hypocreales; Bionectriaceae
Source: the annotation of a GenBank genome assembly